This is a messenger RNA of Aplosporella prunicola CBS 121167, 663 nucleotides long. RefSeq lists its product as uncharacterized. Gene Ontology annotation, molecular function: recombinase activator activity; double-stranded DNA binding. The transcript is spliced from 2 exons. The coding region runs from base 1 to 663 and encodes 220 amino acids. Gene Ontology annotation, cellular component: DNA recombinase auxiliary factor complex; condensed nuclear chromosome. Gene Ontology annotation, biological process: meiotic joint molecule formation; meiotic strand invasion involved in reciprocal meiotic recombination; reciprocal meiotic recombination. The record is from RefSeq and is a predicted model, not a curated record. Lineage: Eukaryota; Fungi; Ascomycota; Dothideomycetes; Botryosphaeriales; Aplosporellaceae.
AUGGCGCCGAAGACUCUCCCGCCAGCGGCCAAACAGGCCCUCAUCCUCACCUGGUUCCAGCAAUCAGGCGUCGCUCACAGCAUCAAAGAUCUUGAAAAGGCACUUCCAUCCGUGGCGUCCAUCAAUGGCAUGCAAGUCAAAGACUACCUUCAAGCGCUCUCCGAUGACAACAAAAUCCGCGUCGAGAAGAUCGGCUCCGGCAACUGGUAUUGGAGCUUCCCCAGCGAGGCAAAGAAAGCCAAGGAAGACUUGAUCGCAAAGUCUACGGAGGAACGCGACAAGGCCAAUGACACUGUGGCGGAGUUGAAAGCGAAAGUCGGAGAAGCCAACGCUGUACGUGAGGAUGAAGAAGACAUGCUCAUGGGUGGAGGCGAAGACCGAGAGACACUCACCACGAGGCUCGCUGCGCUGGAGGGAGAGUUGAAAACACUGAAGAAAGAGCUGGCUGGAUACAGUGACAACGAUCCCGUCGAAGUCGAGAAAAGGAGAGCCGAGGCUGAGGCGUAUCGAAAGGCUGCGGAGGCAUGGACGGAGCAGAUUCAAAGCAUGGAAAUGUGGUUCAAGGAGCAGACUGCUGGCGACAGAGAAGCCAUGGUGCAGUUGAAGAUGACUUACUAUGGAGACGAAUAUGACGAAGAGGAGGAAGGUCUGAAGGAGCUCUGA